UGAAAAGUUCUGUCAGUUGUGCAUCUGUCAGCUGAUGGUUGCCCUGUUAUUAUUUUUUUUAAUUCAAAUAAAUUCGAAAGAAACCGGCAAUGAAAUUCAAAUGAAAUUAUUAGCUUUGGUUCUAAGCUUUUUAUAUAAUGGCAAAAAUGUUUAGCAAGUUUCAAAUGAACUUCCUAUAAUUACAUACAAUUAUGAUUUUCACAAAUUAGGUAUUUCCUGUGCCAGAAAAGGCCUUAUGAUAUAUAACUCUCUUGAUACCAAAGAUGGAAGAUGAAAGAUCCCUUGGAGACACUGGAUACAAAAGCUUUUCUUCAGACAAUUUGCAUAAUCCUUCUUAUGGCACUACAAGUAGCUCAUAUCCCCCUAUUGAAGAGAUGGGGAGUAGAUCCAGUUUAGCUAGAGAUGUGAGGGAUGAUACGACAGGCUUUGAUCACUGGGAAAUGAAUUACCAUGAAGCAGCUAUAUUUCUAGAAGAAGGAGAAAAUAAUGAAAAAUUCGAUUCUCACCCCAGACAUCCAUCUGCAUUGCCUGCUUAUCUGCUUGUUCAUAAUUCAUGGUAUUAUGGGUUAGACUUGGCUUCUUCUCUGGUUCUUUUAUCUCUUGCACUGACAGAAAAACCUUCUAUUGAUAAGUUGAAGUUACCUGUUGGAAUACAUGGUACUCUAGAAUUAUUAGCUCUUGGAGUUAUUGGAAUUGAGUUAGCAUUAAAGUUGAGAUGGAUAGGGUGGGGAACCAUAUUGAAGCAUAAAAGGACUAUGGUCAAAUGUGUUACUCUAGUCAUAAUGGUAAUGGAAGCUCUAGUGGUCCUUGUAAGACAAUCUUCCCAUUUUCGAAUCACUAGAGCGUUACGACCCAUAUUUUUGGUUGACACUCGAGCAUGUGGAGCUGUAAGAAGAUUUAUAAGACAAAUUUUGCAGUCCCUUCCACCAAUAUUGGAUAUGUUGGUACUACUUCUGUUUUUUGUAUGCAGCUAUGCCCUUCUGGGUUAUUAUUUGUUUAGUCAGCAUACAACUAAUCUCUAUUUCAGGACCCUUCCUGACAGUUUUGUCAGUAUGUUUGUUCUUUUGACUACAGCAAAUUUUCCUGAUGUGAUGAUGCCAUCUUAUGCAAUAUCGAAGUGGAGUGCUUUAUUCUUUAUAUCUUAUAUAUCGACAGUACUCUAUGUGCUUAUGAACUUGAUGCUUGCUGUGGUUUAUGAAACUUUUACUGGAAUUGAAAGAGACAAAUUCAGAAAACUUCUUUUACACAAAAGAAAAGCAUGUCAGUUAGCCUUCCGAUUAUUAGUCAGUAAACAAUCUCCAAAUACUAUAAAAUUUAAACAAUUUCAAGGAUUGAUGAGAUACUAUUCACCUAGAACAAGUCUUAGAAAUAUAAUACUCAUGUUUCACCUCUUGAAUAUCUCUGGAACUGGUUCUUUGACUGAGGAUGAGUUUUUACAUAUUUAUGAUGCACUAAGUGUCAAGUGGAGGUUGAGAGAACCUCUAGAUCCUUGGUUUUCUUCAGCUUGGCCCCCUUUAAGAGUUUUCUAUAAUAUAUCUAGAAGAAUUGUCAUGUGGAAAUACUUUGAGCACAUAAUUUACACUUUAAUACUCAGUAAUGGUGUGGCCAUGUUUGUUAGAAUUAUGGAGCAUACAGAUAAUCUUCAGAAGAGUGCACAAAUGUUUGCUGCUUCUUGGGAUACCUUCUUAUUUUUAACUUUAUUCCUAUUGGAAGCUCUUCUUAAAGUGAUAGCUAUAGGCUGGAAUGAAUAUGUCGCAUCUGGCUGGAACGUCUUUGACAUGAUAGUAACCCUGGCAGCUUUAAUGGGGGCAAUUCUGCUUUAUUUGAAUCCUUAUCUGACGCUUGUUGUUAUCCUGAGACCACUGAGGCUCUUACGGUUGUUCAAACUGAAGAAAAGAUACAGAGAUAUUUUUGGAACCUUAGUGCUGCUCUCACCUUUAAUGUGGUCAACUACGGUUGUUAUGUUGGUUAUGUAUUAUUUCUUUUCAAUAAUAGGAAUGGAAUUCUUUGCACCUUAUGAUUUGAGGAACUGCUGUGUGAAUACAACCGUUGAAGAUUUUUAUAAGUUCAGCACAAACACUACCAGUCCUUUGGGUUACUAUUACUUGAAUAAUUUUUCUGAUCUCCUUUCUUCAGCAGUGACUCUGUUCGAACUUACGGUUGUGAACAAUUGGUUUAUUGUGAUGGAUGCCUAUGCUUCAGUAACUAACCCAUAUUCAAGACUUUUUUUCAUGUUAUUCUAUCUAUUCACCAUGGUUGUUUUGACGAUUGUUGUGGCUUCAGUUUUGGAAGCCUUCAGGUUCAGAAUUCAGUACAAGAAGCAGACAACAAAGAGAGAUGAGGAACAAAUGUUACAUGAAGAAGUUUCAAUCGAUUGGAAUGUUUUACAACGUGAAAUUAAUGAUGUACGAAUAAUGGAAACAUUACAAAUCGAUUUUACACCAAGAGGAACAACAUACUAUCUUGGAAGACGACGGCGUACUAGAGAAGUUCUCCAACGUCAUAUGUAUAGUUCAGAAAUAACCCUUUGGUUGAAUGAGAUUAAGGAAGAAGAAAAUCCCAAUAAAUUGCAUGAAAUUGUGAAUGAAUCCCAAAUUAAUCCUAGGUUAGUUGAUUCAUAGCUUUAAUAGUAAACAGUAUUGAGUAUUUAUUUAAAUCAUAUUUAUUUAAUUUAAUUUGAAGAGAUUAUACUAACUUUAAAAAUAGGUGAAUAAAAUAUUAGUGGAAGUGAUAGUUGAAACUCUAGAACGCACAAUAAUAGUAAAGUUAAAUUCAAAUAAUUAAUUCGGUUCAUGAAAUACUAAAUGUAUUAUACAAUUCUAAGUCAAAACUGCUAAUUAUUUAUGAUUUAAUUAUGAAGUAACGAAAGUAUUAUAUUUUUACCUGCUUUUAUUUAUAAGAAUUAUUUUGUUUUUGUAUAUCUAUAUAUUAUAUAUUUAUUAACAAUGAAAUAAAUAUUUGUGAUUAUCA
Messenger RNA from Harmonia axyridis, 2970 nucleotides. Its product is annotated as two pore channel protein 1-like. NCBI's taxonomy places the organism in Eukaryota, Metazoa, Arthropoda, Insecta, Coleoptera, Coccinellidae. The coding region runs from base 264 to 2621 and encodes 785 amino acids. The record is from RefSeq and is a predicted model, not a curated record. The transcript has 13 exons. Gene Ontology annotation, molecular function: voltage-gated channel activity; monoatomic ion channel activity. Gene Ontology annotation, biological process: monoatomic ion transport; transmembrane transport. Gene Ontology annotation, cellular component: endosome membrane; lysosomal membrane.